CCCAUCUCAGCCUUGAACUCCGCACCACAGCUCCUCUGGUUUGAGACUGCGAGGGUGCCUGUCUCUUUCUUUCUCAACCAUUUCCCCUCUUCAUUCACGACCUCUCUCUGUCUCUCUCUGUGCAUCUCCUAUCAGUGGCCUUAUCACUGCUUUGCUCAGCUACCUUCCUUCGGGGGGUGCUGGAAAAGCCAGCGAAGGGAAUUUACCAGGAGGAUAAUGCCCAGUAGUCCAGUUCUCAGUCGUUUUACAUAACUGAUAUCAUUUUUCCUCAAAAACGAAUCCAGUGGAGUACAGCUACUUCAGCUCAGGGUGCCCUCUUAGUUUCUUCUGAAGAUGAGGAGUCAUCAUUUGCUACCGCUAUGUGCUCUUCUGGGCGUCCUGCUUGCAGGACUUCUUCCUAAACUCGAUGCCCAGGAAGAUGAAGCACAAGACACAGCUGACCUAGUACUGUUAAUUGAUGGAUCACAGAACAUUGGAGCAACAAACUUCCCCUAUGUGCGUGAAUUGGUUUUGAGAAUCAUUGAGCGCCUUGAUGUGGGCAGGGACACUGUUCGGGUGGCCUUGGUCCUGUACAACAGCAGCCCAGAGAUAAGGUUCUAUCUAAAUAGCUUUUACAGCAAAUCAUCAGUCCUGGAUGCUGUGAAAGCCCUCACCUACACAGGGGGCGAUGAAUCUAACCUGGGGGCUGCCUUGGAGGAAGUGGCCGAGAGCCUUUUAAGUGAAACAUCUGGGGGCAGGGCUGACGAGGGUGUGCCCCAGAUGUUGGUGGUUAUCACUGCUGGGCCAUCCACUGAUGAUACUGGUGCUGGUGACCGAGCUCUUAAGAGGGCCAGUGUUAUCACAUUCGGCGUGGCGAUUGGUGACACUGCCACUGCAGAUCUGGAAACAAUUGCUACAGAUAGAAGUUUUGUCCAGUCAGCCUCUGAUGUCAGAGAAGUUGCAAACAUUGGUGACCAACUGCUCCCACUCAUUAACGGGGUGAUCCAGCGCACUAUUAUAGUUCAGAAUGAGUUCACAGAAGUUAUUCAGUCAAAAACAGUUGGAAAUCGAGACAUCAUUUUCCUUAUUGACGGUUCAAUGGGAACAGCAUACAUUAACUCUGUGCGGGUUUUCAUCAGAGAGUUUGUGGAAAGCAUGCCAAUUGGUCCAGAUCAAGUUCAAGUGGGUAUUGCACAGUUUUCUGCUGCCCCGAGAGUUGAGAUGGAUCUCAACACCCAUGGGAGCAAGGAGUCAAUCAUUUCUGCUUUGAGUACUAUCAGACCAAGACCAUCACAGGCAGUCAACAUCGGAGCAGCCUUGAACUAUGUCCGGGAAAGAAUGUUGCAGCCAGAGAAGGGCAGCCGUAUUCAACAGGGUGUACCCCAGCUUGUAAUGUUGUUAACCAGCAAAAGAUCCAGUGAUAGCGUGGAAGAACCUGCGAGUGCCCUGAGGGAACUAGGUGUGUUGACCCUGGCUGCAGGCGCAAGGGCAGCUGAUGAGCAGCAGCUGAAGCAGAUUGCCAUUAGUGACGAUGCUGUGUUCUACGACAAGGAUAUGCGACCACUGAUUAAAACCAAGAAAGAGAAAAUGAUAAGUGCUCUUUCUACUUUAGCUGGAGGAGUACCCACCACAACAGUGACGGAGGAAACCAUAGUGGAGACCACAAAAAUGGUCAGAGACAUUGUCUUUCUUGUGGAUGGCUCAAACUAUGUUGGCAGCAGUAAUUUCCCCUAUGUGAGAGACUUUAUGAUCAAUACGAUCAACCAACUUGAUGUAGGUCCUGACAGGGUCCAGGUUGGUCUCCUGCAGUUUGCUGACCGUCCAAAAAUAGAAUUUUACCUGAGCAACUACAGGACCAGGCAAGAGGUUGUAGAAAAAAUCUCUCAACUCAGGCUGACCGGAGGCUCAGCUGUGAAUACAGGAGCUGCCAUGAAUUAUGCCCUGGACAACAUGUUUCACUCAUCAAGGGGGUCACGCAGAAGGCAAGGAGUCCAGCAGGUGUUGGUUCUGAUCACAGGUGGUCCACCCCAAGAUCAGGUUAAAUCUGUGGCUGAUAAGUUGGCUCUGGCUGGUGUUUUGACUUUCACCGUCAGUUCUGGACAAGCAGACGAGGCCCUACUCCAGAGUGUUGCCUUUGUUCCAACUUUGGCUUUCCAUGCAAGAAGCUUCUCUGGUUUACCAGGCCUUGCUGAACAAAUCAUGCCAGAGUUGGUAACAGUGGUUGGCGAUACCGACGUGACAAUAUUCCAAGAGGAAACUGUUGUUGGAGCUGAAAGAGAUGUUGCUUUCCUCAUUGAUGGCACAGAUAGAGUUCGAGCAGAUUUUGCCUACAUAAAGGAUUUUAUCAUUAAAGUAAUUGAACCACUUGACAUUGGAGAUGACAAGGUACGAGUUUCAGUGGUUCAACACAGUGAAAGGCCAACUCCAAGUUUUUACCUUAACACUUAUAAAACCAAAGAUGAAGUGAUAAGAGCUGUCCAAGGACUCAGAGUGACCGGUGGAAGUAGUUUAAACACAGGAUCUGCUCUGAGAUUCAUGAAAGACACCAUCCUGUCUGGCAGUAAUGGUGGUCGUGCUGCACAAAAUGUCCCUCAGUUUCUGAUUGUUUUGACUGGAGACCGAUCUACGGAUAAUGUAAGGGAACCCGCUGGAGCACUGAAGACAGAUGGAGUUGUACCGUUUGGUGUUGGUGUCAAGGACGCAGACCCAAAGCAGAUUGAGGCCAUCUCGCACAACCCUUCUUUUGCCUUCAACGUUAAGGAAUUCAGUGAGCUCAGCACCAUACCGCAAAGACUGAAUAAUUAUGUGAGCCUACCAAGGGAAGAGUUAGAGGUCGUCCUACAGCAAGUUGACACACGGAGGGACAUAGUGUUUCUCCUUGAUGGGUCAGAUGACUCCAGAAAUGGUCUCCCAGCUAUUCGAGAAUUCGUCAGAAGAAUGGUUGAAGAGUUGGAUGUUGGCGAAGAUAAGGUUCGAGUGGGCGUUAUACUGUAUAGUGAUGAUGCCUCAAUUUACUUCAACCUAAUAACUCACAGAUCCAAAAAAGCUAUUAUCUAUGCUGUAAGAAGUCUUCGACAUAAAGGAGGGACAUCUCGCAAUACUGGAGCUGCUUUACAGUUUGUGCAAGACCAUGUUUUCACAACUUCAUCUGGGAGUAGACACCUGGAGGGAGUUCCUCAGAUUCUUUUUUUGCUGACUGGGGGAAAAUCCAAAGAUGAUGUCUCCAGAGCUUCAUUUGGACUAAAGCAAAUCGGUGUUAUGUCUUUUGCAAUUGGAAUGAAAAACGCUGGACAAGAGGAACUUCAAAAAAUUGCCUUCUCCUCCAGAUAUGUUUUCAACUUGCCUUUCUUUGCUGAAAUUUUGUCCAUUCAGCCAGAUUUAGUAGCAUUUGUCCAGACAGAAAUACCAGCUAAGCCUGCUACUGUUGUAGGUAAGAAACAAAUGUUUUCAUAUUCUUUCUCUGAAUUAGAAUCUCCUCAAAGAGACAUAGUAUUCCUUUUGGAUGGAUCGGAUAAUACACAAAGUGACUUCCCAGCAAUAAGGAGUUUUGUGGAACAAAUGGUAGAAACACUCACAGUUGAUGAGAACAGAGAUCGUAUUUCUGUGGUUCAGUAUAGCGGAGAUCCACAGACACAUUUCAAUUUGAACACCUACAUGGCAAAACAAGAUGUUCUCGGUGCAAUCCAACGUUUGAACCAUAAAGGAGGCAUAUCCCUCAACACUGGGGUAGCUCUUGACUAUGUAAGAAAAAAUGCUUUUGCCGAGUCCUCAGGUAGUCGGCAUCAACAAGGUGUCCCUCAGAUAUUGAUUCUGCUGAGCGAUGGAAGAUCUCAAGAUGAUGUUGCAAGUGCUGCUGCUGCUCUAAAACAGGAAAAAAUUGUUCCAUUCUGUGUGGGUACCAGUAAUGCAAACAUACUUGAGCUCCAAAUGAUUGCACAUGACCCUUCCUAUGCCUUCUCCAUAACUCAAUUUGAUGAUAUUGGGAGAAUACAUGAUCAACUUGUGUCACUUCUAAAAAGGGUUCCUCGGCAGCAGCCAAGACAAAAAUCACAAAGUCCUUUAGCUCCUGCAGGUCAAAAUGAACCCAUUCAACGUGAUAUUGUGUUUUUACUGGAUUCCUCUGAUAAAAUGCAGAAAACCUUCAAUGCUGUUCUUGGCUUUGUUGGAAGAAUCAUGGAGACACUCAGUGUGGACAAAGACAAAGAUCGUGUUUCAGUAGUGCAGUACAGCAGAGAACCUUCUGUUGAUUUUCUCCUAAAUACAUACAACACAAAGCAAGAUGUUGCUGACAGUUUGCGAAGGUUGAGGCAUAAAGGAGGUGAACCCCUCAAUACUGGUGCAGCCCUGCAGUAUGUCAAGGAUAAUGUUUUAACAGCUUCCUCUGGAAGUAGGCACCAGCAAGGUGUCCCCCAGAUUCUGAUUCUUUUAAUUGGUGGACGUUCCAGUGAUGAUGUCAGAAAUGCUGCUGAAAACUUGAAUGAAAUGGGUGUAACAACUUUUGUGGUUGGAAUAGAUCAUGCAGACACCCUUGAGAUUCAGUCUAUUGCACAAAAAUCAGACCGUGCUUUCCAUGCAGCAGAUAUCAAUAAUCUAUCAGAUAUUGAACAACUAAUCAUUUCUACCAUGAAGGAGAUUAAAAACCCUGCCAUCAAACCACCAUCGCACGAUGCCAACGGAAGAGACGUUGUUUUUUUGCUUGAUGGUUCUGAUGAUUCUCAGCAAAAAUUCCCAGAUAUUAUUGACUUUGUAAAGAGGAUAACAAAGCAUCUAAAUGUUGAUAUAAACAAAGAUCGCAUGGCUGUGGUCCAGUACAGUGACACUGCAGAGAUUAAUUUUAACUUGAGUCGUUAUUCAACAAAGAAUGAUAUUCUUAAAGCAGUAAAUGGUCUGAGACACAAAGGGGGUUAUCCUCACAACAUUGGAGCUGCUCUCCAGUACUUGAAGGAACAUGUAUAUACCCCUAUGUCUGGUAGUAGACGUCAGGAGGGAAUUCCACAGAUACUCAUACUACUGAUUGGUGGACGAUCUGCAGAUGACAUAAGAACCCCAGCCAGAAUGAUGAAGCAAAUUGGUGCCAUUUCAGUUGUAAUUGGGACAUCUGAUGCUGACACUCUAGAGCUACAGACAAUAGCUCAUGAACCCAAGUACGCGCUUCCAGUUGCUGAAUAUGGACAACUUCCUAGUGUUCAGGAAGAUGUGUUGGCAUUGAUAAGAGAGGCUUUGCAACAUGUAGAACAAAUUGCUCCCACAGCAGGUCUCGAUUCUAAGAAAACUGAUGUAGUGUUUCUCAUUGAUGGAUCAUAUGACUCACUGAAUGGUUUUGAAGAAAUACGAAGCUUUAUUGAAAAAACUGUGGAAAGUUUAAAUUUGGGCAAUGAUAGAGACCAAGUGGCUGUUGUUCAGUAUAGUCGUGAUGCCACUGUUAAUUUUUACUUGAAUUCUUAUUCUUCCAAGAAUGAUGUGCUCAAUUCCAUAAGAACAAUGAGACAUAAAUUUGGAAGACCACUGAACAUUGGAAAAGCACUGGAGUUUGUCAGAGACAACGUCUUUUCUGCUUCAGUUGGAGGCAGACGUGCAGAAUUGGUCCCUCAGUAUCUGUAUGUUUUUAGUGGUGGAAGAUCUGGAGAUGAUGUCAGAGGACCAGCACAAUCACUCAAAGACAAUGGCAUCAAAACCUUUAGUAUUGGAACGGAGAAUGCUGAUACUUUGGAAAUGCAGACUAUCUCCUAUACACCAGCACAUUAUUUUUAUGUCUCAAACUAUAAUAAUCUACAAAGCUUAGAUCCAUCAGUGGAAGCCAUGUUGAGGGGCACUAAAGAAACAACUGAAUUUUCAACUAUUGAUACAUCUGUGACAGCAGAAGCAGGAUUCCAGAAUGCUGAUAUUGUUUUUCUUCUUGAUGGAUCUGAUGAUAUGCAACCAAGUGAACAACAAACUUUGGAAUUUGUCAGAGAGUUUGUCAAGCAAAUAGAAAUUGGGCCAAGAAAAGCACAAGUUGCUUUAAUCCAGUACAGCACAGAGCCCACAACUGAGUUUCUUCUAAACAAAUACUUAAUGAAAGAUGAUAUCAUUAAUCAUUUGGACAACAUGAAACUGAAAGGAGGGUCCACUGUGAACAUUGGUGUAGCCCUUGAUUAUGUGAAAAAUAAUGUCUUCACUGCUUCAUCUGGUAGCAGAGCACUGCAUGCAGUCCCACAGAUACUGAUACUCUUCAGUGGAAGAAAUUCAAAUGAUGAAAUCUUAGGUCCAUUAGAAAGGCUCCGAAAUGUGGGAAUUGUUCUUUUUGGCAUUGGUGUGAAUAAUGCUGAUAGGUUUGAGAUGGAACAAUUAGCUCCUACAGCAAUGUAUUUUAUAAAGAAUACUUCUGACUUUCCUCAUGUGAGAGAGCAGUUGCUGUCUGUCAUAUCCUCUCUCAAAAGUACUAUCAAACCUCAUGUGGGUUCAAGCUCCAGCAUAAAACGAGAUAUUGUAUUUCUCAUUGAUGGAUCUGAUGAUGUCAGGAAGAGUUUCAGUGCCAUACGUGAAUUUGUUGGCAAAAUGGUUGCGAGCUUUGACCUGGACCAAAGAAAAGAUAAAGUUGCAGUUGUGCAGUAUAGCAACAAUGCUGAACUUAACUUUAAUCUGGAUACUUACAAAACAAAAGCUGAUGUCCUAAAGCACAUUACAAGUCUUAAACCCAAAGGUGGAAGGCCACAGUAUAUUGGGGCAGGACUGCAAUUUGUGAAGGAUAAUGUCUUUGUUCCAAAUGCUGGAAGUCGACAACAUGAAGGAGUCAAACAAAUACUUAUUGUAUUGGCUGGUGGAAGAUCAAGAGAUUCUCCAAGAGGACCAGCAAGUAUGCUUAAAACAGCAGGUGUCACUACAUUUGCAAUUGGAUCAAGAAUGUCCAAUUCAGCUGAGAUGGAAAUGAUUUCAUCAAACCCAAAUUUCAAAUACUCAGUCCCAGACUUUGUAAAUCUGCCUCGAAUACAGGAAAAUUUGAAGAGUCACUUUACUAAAAUGGCAGUUGAAGGGGAAAGAAUGGGAGUGGUCAGACAGCCAGCAGGAAGGGAUGUGGUGUUUUUGCUGGAUGGAUCUGAUGCUA
Molecule: messenger RNA, 7063 nt
Organism: Neolamprologus brichardi
Lineage: Eukaryota; Metazoa; Chordata; Actinopteri; Cichliformes; Cichlidae
Source: RefSeq, a predicted model, not a curated record